CAGAUUACCCUCUAGGUCGUAUAGUGAGAAACUCUAUGAUGACAUGGCUGCAACAGCAUGCCAAAGCGCUGUUGUUCGAGCCGAUGCGAGCGCUCUGAGCGCAAUAAAAUUCACAGUACGUUUAUGGUGUAGUCGCUCUCCUUCUUCACGAAGUUCGCGAUCUUUAGUGCGGGUAUCUUGAAGCGCAAGCGUGAAAUUGCAGCGAAAAUGCAAGGGCAGGCUCUUUUCGUGCCUGUCGUGAUCUAGAAGUUGUUACCAAAAGUUGUGGCGGAUACUCGGCUUUGCGCCGUUGAAGUGUGCAGCCUCCUCGACUUUGUUCACGGGUCUGAGCUGCACCUUUUUACCCUAGAAGAGGGGCCCGAGCGUGCGCGGUUGUCCUGGCGGCGAGCGAAGUGGAUGGACACCUCCAUCGAGCAUGCUGCACUUCGAAGCUUGCGGUUCCAGUGCACGCAGAGAACGGCUCUGAGGUGCAUGUGACCCGCCAAUGGGCGCUCAAACUGGGCGGCGUGCCCGCUUCUACGGUGACAGCGGAAAUAGCUCGCAGUGAUAUGGGCACUCGCGACGGUGCGUCUGUCACAGCGCCCGCGGAGACGACGCUUCAGGUGUGUGCUGGUUGCAUGGCAGGUGACAAUGGUGGACAUCAUACUUACGUUUCUGAUGUACCUCCAGACACAGUGGCUGCUCCGAAUGUGCUGCCAAAGAGAUGUCCCUGUGGACAGUUGAUCGACAUGGAUGCAAGCGCCCAGGCAGCAGGUUGGAAGGUGCGCAGGGAGGUGUCUAUCCAGUGCAGCUUACCACGGAAAGUGCACCGGGAGGUGUCCAUCCAGUGCAGCUUACGACAGAUGCCCCCUCUACCCCUCCCAAUUGAAAUCUGCUCUGAAGACACACAAUCGGAGUUGAAAACGAGAAUGACUGCUUCUGGCAGUGGUGUGCAGGAUCUGAAACAUUGCAGAUCUUGCGAUUCUAAUGCAUCUGCAGUUGACUUGAUUGACGAUUCGAACAGCAGUGAGUCAGAGGAUGCCAACUUUUCAUCUGACUUCGAUUCUGAGAGUGACGACAACAGAAACCAGCCUGGAACAUCGGUGGCUGCAACCCGGGUGUACACAUCCUUUGGGCAGGACUCCUUGCCGUCUGCGCAGCAGAGAGUGGUGUUCAGCCCUGCUAGGAAACCGGGCAUCCAUUUCGGCAUGCAGUUCCGCAGGGGCACUCGUCGUCUGCUCAAAGCAAUAGAUGCUUUCCGGCUGUUUUUCACAGUGGAAGUGAUAGCAAAAAUCUGUAGAAAUACAAACAAAUAUGCCUGGUCAAUGAUUCUUGAGAAGCCAACAUACAGUGAAGCCGACGGAUCUUGGAAGGAAGUCACACGCACAGAGAUGAUGACGUUCAUAGGUGUUCUUCUGUACAUGGGCAUUGUGGAGCUACCACGGCUGCAUCUGUACUGGGGUACAUCGAGCCUGUUUUCCGGACUUGUCCUAGCGAAAAAAAUGUCAAGAAAACGUUUCUGGGCUCUUUUGGGCAUGCUACAAGUGUCAGACCCAAAUAUCGACAUGCAAGGAACUGAAACAGAAUUCGACAAAGUCUCGUGGUUGCUGCACCACAUAAAUGAACGUUCAGCAGAGUUCUUUCAACCACACCGUGAACUUUCUGUUGACGAAAAGGUGCUAAAAUUAAAUGGGCACUCUGAAAUGCGGCAAUAUAUUAGAGAUAAUGUGACCAAAUGGGGAUUCAAAUUGUGGGUUCUCACAGACUCUAAAACCGGUUACACAAUCCAAUUCAUCGUACACACUGGUAAGCACGAAAAGCCUAGCGCAAAUGGCCUAGCCUAUGAUGUUAUUACCUGCCUGUGCAAGCUCUAUCUCGACCAGGGUUACUGCUUAUAUAUGGACAACUUUUACACUUCCACGUCGCUGUUUCGGCAGUUGCUUGCACGUAUGACAUUGGCUUGUGGGACGACGCGUAAAGACCGCCAUGGAUUUCCAAAGGAGCUGAAGGACACGAGCUGGGAAAACAAGGCCAAGCGAGGGGAUGUGCGCUGGCUCCGGGACAGUGGUGUUCUUUACCUCCAGUGGAAAGACCAACAUGUCAUGCACAUGGUGAGCACCGCACAUACGGCAAACCAGCAUGUGCUUGCCAAACGAAGAGAAAAAAGAGACGGAAAAUGGCACGAAAUUUCCAUCAAGAAGCCACAACUUGUAGAUGAGUACAACGCAGUCAUGCGUGGUGUCGACAAGUCAGACCAAUUGACGGGUUCUUGCAACAUCCUCCAAAAGUGUUUCCGGCGAUGGAAAACCCUGUUUUUACUCUGUAUGGACAUUGCUUGUGUCAACAGCUACAUUAUUUUUCAGGAAUACAGGAAGCUACAUCCUGAGAUUGCCGAGUGUGCAAGAAUUGCAGGCUAUGAUCAGCUUGCAUUCAGAACAGAACUAGUGCAGCAGCUCCUUGAACUUGAGUAUUCGCCGCAAGAUUGUGCUCCUCCACCAUCUGAAGUCAUUCAGCACCAACCAGCCAAAACGGAGAAAUUCCGGAACUGCAAGAAAUGCUACAGUGACAGUAAAAUUGAGCACAAAACAAGAGUUUACUGUAAGACCUGCAAUGUUCCCCUGUGUUUCACAUCGAGGAACUGCUUUGCCGCAUGGCACGCCCAGCUGUAAGGCUUCCAGUUAAAUUUUUACAGCAGUAGUGUUCAAGAAGUGUCUCACGUGACUGUGCUGUAUAUUUCUUUUCAUCAUUUCAUAAUUUUAUAGUGGCUCUGAAUUGAAUAUGUCAGUUGCAGAGCAAUAAAAAGCAGGGCAUGUAGAAAGUUAUAUCCAUCCAUGUAGAAACCUGUCGUAAAUGUUCUGAUGAAUGAGCUUGUUGCUUAGAAACGAGGGCCUAGAGUGGACUUAGAAAAACAACUUGCCAUUUUGUUUGUUGAGAUGUCCUAGUAGCAGUUGACUCAUGUUCUUAGGUUAGGGUAAGGUACAUUACACUUUUCAUCAAAUUGUCUGUUUCAGUGGCAUAAUUUAUGAAAUUGCAAUUCAGAAACACCAUGGAGAACCUAGCUGAUGUAUGAAGCAGUAGUUCUGCAGAAACCUGCGAAGUGGAGAGAAGUAAUGAGUAAAGAGAAAAUCAGACAUCCACCCGUUUGUAGCAAUUGCUACAAAGAAAACCCGUAUGGGUUCCUCGAAAGAAAAGCCUCAUAGUUGAAGAAAAAUUCGUCCUGGUCUGGGACUUGAACCCGGGACCACCGCUUUUCCGGGGCAGCCGCUCUACUAUCUGAGCUAACCAGGCGGCUAGCAGAUGGCGGGGCGAAGUCGAAUUUGGCGACAACACGAAGCAAAGGCAAGUGUUUGACGUAGUAGUUCUGCGGAAACCCACAAGGUGGAGAGAAGUAAUGAAUAAAGAGAAUAUCAGACUUUGUAGAAAUCCACCCUUUGUGUUGUUGACAAAUUCGACUUCGCCCUGCCAUUUGCUAGCCGCCUGGUUAGCUCAGAUGGUAGAGCGGCUGCCCCGGAAAGGCGGUGGUCCCAGGUUCGAGUCCCGGACCAGGACGAAUUUUUCUUCAACUAUGAGGCUUUUCUUUCGAGGAACCCGUACGGGUUUCCUUUGUAGCAAAUGCUACAAACGGGUGGAUGUCUGAUUUUCUCUUUAUUCACUAACUUAUUUAUCAAAAACUUUGUGGGUAAGGCAGGUGUGUCUGUUGUGAAGGCGACGAUGCUGGGUGGGAACAAGAAGGAGCAAAAAGAAGUGGCAUGGUGGCCGCAAGAAGAAAUUGAAAGCGAAAAAGACAUUGUGCUGCGGUGACACAGUGGCAGGUCGGUGUGUGACACGACCUUGGGCUAAAGCGCACGUGUCUCCAGCUGCACUCCAAAGACGGCAGCGGGUGGCUCCAAAGGCCUGGUCCAAAGAAGAGACCCACCAGCAAUGCACCGGCCCACCACCUCCCUGGAGUACUGCGAUGGGGCAUUGCAGUACCCGGGCUGGUUCCCACUGGCAGUCUGGCCCCAUCCUGCGCCAAGGAGGCCAGCGCGGGCGUCAACACAUUGUGACUCGCCAAUCCCUGUCUUCAUUGAGCACUGUAAAGAUAGGCUUGUUAGCCUCAUGAGAUGAAGCCUCUCUCUGCGGUUGGUAGCCUCCCCGCUCGUCCGAAAGACUGCAUUUCAUUCGAAAAAACACAGAGCACUGUGCACAAGAUUAAGUGCCCAAAGGCUCUGCGUCACAUGUUGGUGAGACUAAAAUCUUCCUGGGAAGAAUUCGUCAACACAGGAAAGACUUUCACCACCUAAACAGAGAACACAGUGCCGUGGCAGAACACUGCAAACUUUUUGAUCACCAGAUUAGCCUCAACAGUGCCAUCAUCUUAGAUAAAAUGAUCAGUGUCAGUGGCCCCUUUUAGAAUCCUGGAACAUCCAGAAGACGCCGGGUAACGUCAGUCGUUAGUCGGGAACAAUCUCAAGGUCUACGAAAAGCGUCUGUAUGCCUCCCAAAGUGCCAAAAACGCAUAUAAUAACUGCUAUGCCUCAUGCCAUCUCACCCCUGAAGAAGGAGUCUGUCAGGUUCUGAAAAAUGGGGUUUUAAAAAAAAUUUUGGUUAGAGUUGUUCUUUUCCGUCUCUUUACUUCAGUUAUCCCUAGCCAGGCAGAUAUCUGCAGAGUGUUUACCUUAGAUUGAAGUGGUUGAAGGAAAAGGAAACCAGGAAAUCACCCGUCAAGAGGAAAGCAGGAAGAAAGCAGAGAUCGGCAGUGUUUCACUGCAUUCAGUACUCAAAACCAUACAAGAAAAGGAGUGACUUGUUGAUAUUAAAAACAGUGACAAAGCCAUCAGUGGCAUUGAUUGCUCAUAAGGACAUGCAUCCCGAAGGCACAUAGGAAAGCUGGAUGGCAAAGGAUAAAGUGUGAGACUUGGAAGCUCUGUUUAUGACUGGAAAAGAGGACAAACAUAAAAAUGAACAGCAUCCCUGCAGGACAUUACAGGAAAUAUAUAGGUGUUGGAAGAAAGGGAACAAGACAGGAAAAAGAAAUUCGGGAAAAUUUCAAAGGUGAUGCGAAAAAGCUGGCUGCUGUGACAAUGAGUGGCUAAAGUGAACUUGAUGUAGAAAGAAACCACAAUUUUGAUAGGAUUCUGGUGCAUUGAUAAGAGAAGAGAAACUGAUGCAGAUCACUACUUUCAUUUGGUAUAACUGACAGAGAAAUUUAUAUCAAGCUCUCUUAUUUAUUACCUGCGUUAUGAUGUAGUUGUUGACAUUCAGUUAUAGUUUGCCGCUUUUACCUAUAAAAAUAUGACUAUGAGUGACUAACUCAUGAAAUAGUAAUGUGGUGACUGGGAAACAGCUUCUGUUUUAUAUGUGGUAUCUCUAAGUGGAAAUUGCAACCAGGGUAGUUUGUUUGGAUCAUCAUCAUCAUCAUCAUCCUAUGUCCACUGCAAAACAAAGGCCUCUCCCAGCGAUUUCCAAUUGCCCCUGUCCUGCGCCAACCGAUUCCAACUAGCACAAGCAAAUUUCCUAAUUUCGUCGCACCACCUAGUCUUCUGCCGUCCUCUACUGCGCUUCCCUUCUCUUGGUACCCAUUCUGGCACCCUAAUGGUCCAAUGGUUGUCUAAUCUGCACAUUGCUUGACCUGCCCAGUGCCAUUUUUUUCUCUUGAUGUCUGUUAGAAUAUCGUCUAUACCCGUUUGCUCUCUAAUCCAAACUGCUCUCUUUCUGUCUGUUAAAGUUAUGCCUAGCACUCUUCAUGCCAUCACUCUGCGUGGUCCUCAAGCUUCUUUGUCAGUCUCCAAGUCUCUGCCCCAUAUGUCAGCACCGGUAAAAUGCACUGAUUGUAUACAUUCCUUUUCAGUGAUAAUGGUAAGCUCCCAGUCAGGAGCUCACAAUGCCUGCCGUAUGCAAUCCAACCCAUUUUUAUUGUUCUGUGAAUUUCCUUCUCAUGGUCAGGGUUCCCUGUGAUUAGUUGACCUAGGUAAACGUACUCCUUCGCAGACUCUAGAGGCUGACUAGCGGUCUUGAACUCUUGUUCCUUUGCCCGGUUAUUUAUAAUUAUCUUUGUCUUCUGCAUAUUAAUCUUCAACCACACUCUUACACUUGCCCUGUUAAGGUACUCAAUCAUUUGUUGUAAGUUGUCCACAGUAUUGCUGAAUAGAACGUCAUCUGCAAACCGAAGGUUGCUGAGGUAUUCGGCAUCAAUCCUUACUCCUAAACCUUCCCAGUUUAAUAGCUUGAACACUUCUUCCAAGCACGCAGUGAAUAGCAUUGGAGAGAUUGUGUCUCCUUGUCUGACCCUUUUCUUUAUAGGUAUCUUCCUACUUUUCUUGUGUAGAAUUAAGGUAGCUGUGAAAUCUUUGCAGAUAUUUUCCAGGGUAUUUACGUAAGUGGUCUGUACUCCUCGACUACGAAGUGCCUCUAUGACUGCUGGUAUCUCUACUGAAUCAAAUGCUUUUUUGUAAUCUAUGAAAGCCAUAUAGAGAGGCUUAUUUUACGCUGCAGAUUUCUCAAUAACCUGAAUAAUGACAUGGAUGUGAUCCAUUGUAGAGUAUCCUUUCCUGAAGCCAGCCUGUUCCCUUGGUUGACUAAAGUCCAGCGUUGCCCUUAUCCAUCAGAGAUUAUUUUGGUAAAUAUUUUAUAUAAUACUGGGAGUAAGCUCACAGGCCUAUAAUUUUUCAGUUCUUUAACAUCUCCUUUUUUGGGGAUUAGUAUGAUGUUUGCAUUCUUCCAGUUUUCUGGAACCCUUGCAGUUGAUAGACACUUCGUAUAGAGAGCCGCCAGUUUUCCUAGGAUUAUGUCUCCUUGAUCUUUGAUUAAAUCGACUGUUAUUUCAUCCUCUCCUGCCACUUUUCCCCGUUUCAUGCCUUGCAAGGCUCUUCUAACCUCACCUCUAGUUAAAGGAGGAGUUUCUGUGUACUGUUCAUUAUUGUUUCGAAUAGAGUACUCCUGAGUCCUCUGGGUACUGUACAGGUCAGUAUAGAAUUCUUCUGCUUUUAUUAUACCUUCGAGGUUGCUGAUAUUACCUUGCUUAUCUUUCAGUGCAUACAUCUUGGUUUGUCCUAUGCCAAGUUUCCUUCUCACGGAUUUCAGGCUGUGUCCAUUCUUUACGGCUUCUUCAGUCAUUCUCACGUUAUAGUUUUGAAUAUCACAUGUUUUCUCCUUGUUGAUCAGUUUUGACAGUUACGCGAAUUCUAUCUAAUCUCUUGAGUUUAACACUUUCAUUUUUUGUCGUUUCUUUAUUAGGUCCUUUGUUACUUGGGAAAGCUUGCCUACUGGUUGCCUUGCUGCCUUGCCUCCCACUUCACUUGCUGCCUCUGAAGCCAGCCUUGUUACGGUUUCAUUCAUGACCUCUAUGUCAUCAUCAUCAUCAUCUCUCUGUUCUAAGGUUGCAUAUUUGGUUGCAAGUGCCUGCCUAAAUUUGACUGCUUUUAGCCUUACUGCCUCCAAGUUGACUUGUUUUUUUCUUAACCAAUUUGACUCGUUCUCUGUUUAAAUUGAGGUGAAUCCUAGCCCUCACUAACCUAUGAUCAAUGAACUUUACCCUACCUAUCACUGCUACAUCCUGCACUAUGCUGGGAUCGGCAGAAAGUAUGAAAUCGAUUUCAUUUCUUGUUUCACCAUUAGGGCUUGUCCAGGUCCACUUUCGGUUGCUACGCUUCCUGAAAAAGGUGUUCAUUAUUCUCAGCCUAUUCCUUUCUGUGAAUUCUACCAGCAUCUCUCCUCUAGCGUUUCUAGAAUCGAUGCCGUAGUUGCCAAUUGCAAAUUGUGUUUGGGUAGAUUAUGUAGUUAUGGAUGGUUGAAGCAGAGUAGUGUAAAAGUUGUUUGUUUAUAUUGCUCAGUGUUGCAGGUGUAGUGCUGAGACCAUCUUUGGUGUAUACUAAGCUUAAAUACUUCAGUUUCUUUUUUUCUUUUUUUGGGUGAGAGACUUCUGUGAUCUGCAGUGAUACAGUGAAGGGCUGUUGUAGAACAAUGAACAUCUGUGCACUUCAAGAUCAUAUUUGUCUGAACGUAUUGUACAUGCAGUGUGAAUGCCCAAGUGAAUAUAGCAGUUUUAUUUUAAAGAACUGAGUGGGGUCUAUGUCAUGAGUGACAGAUGAAGCAUGUGUGUGUGUUGAGAAGACAAUGAUGAUGCUGGUCAGCAAAAAGAAGGAACACAAAGAAGUGGCAUGUGACAGAAGUGAAUAAGAAAAGGAGACUGCUCAGGUGGCAAGUCAGUGAGUGAUGUGACUUUUGGCUAGUGCGGACGUGUCUCCAGCCACGCACUGGAAACGGCAGUGGGGGGCUCAGAAGACCAGGCCCAGAGAGAGGACUCAACGGCAUUGCAUUGGCCCACCAUCCCCCUAAAGUGCUGCGAUGGUGCAUCUCAUUACCCAAGCAGGUUCCCGCUGGCAGUUCUUGCUUGCUUGGUCCUGUGCCAGCCCAGGCGUCAACACGUCGCUAUUCAUCGAGCCCCAUCCUGUGCAGUGGCGGCCACUCAAGCACCUAGCUCCUUCCUGUGCUACUACACAUUGGGUCCCGUCCUGUGGAACGGACCUCCCGACGACUUGACCCAUCUUGUAGUACCAGGGUGUUUGGUGCAAGAUUAUGACACAUCAACUAAGACGAUUCUGAGCAGUCAGGAUUUUCAGAGUAGAACUGUAUACAUUGUAUAGAGUUUUAGGUAAUCAUAACGUGUGUGCCCUGUUUGUUUAGAGUUAAUUUUUUUUAUCCUUGUUUUUCGAUUAUAAAUGUCUGUUCCACAUUUGCAA
Messenger RNA from Dermacentor albipictus, 8699 nucleotides. RefSeq names its product piggyBac transposable element-derived protein 4-like. Lineage: Eukaryota; Metazoa; Arthropoda; Arachnida; Ixodida; Ixodidae. The record is from RefSeq and is a predicted model, not a curated record.